CCCGGUGUCCCCGUGAAAUCCGUCCGUCUCCCUUCUCCUGUCCGAAGAAGAGUGCAGGAGUUGUUUUUGUCAGGUUCAAAAUGUCAUCUCGGGUUUUGGUUGGUGUCAAGCGGGUUAUUGACUACGCAGUCAAGAUCCGGGUGAAGCCGGACCGGACAGGGGUUGUCACGGAUGGGGUGAAGCACUCCAUGAACCCGUUCUGUGAAAUCGCUGUGGAGGAGGCGGUGAGGCUGAAGGAGAAGAAGCUGGUGAACGAGGUCAUAGCCGUGAGCUGUGGGCCCCAGCAGGUUCAGGAAACCAUCCGCACAGCGCUGGCAAUGGGCGCUGACAGAGGGAUCCAUGUGGAGGUUUCUGGGAAGGAUUAUGACAACCUGGGGCCUCUGCAGGUCUCUAAGAUUCUGGCAGCUCUAGCGAAGAAAGAAAACGCUUCUCUAGUAGUACUUGGCAAGCAGGCAAUUGACGAUGACUGCAAUCAGACUGGACAGAUGACCGCUGCCCUGCUGGACUGGUCUCAGGGAACAUUUGCCUCCGAGGUGGUGUUGGAAGGGGACAUGCUGAAGGUCGUCCGCGAGAUCGAUGGCGGCUUGGAGACCAUUAAGAUCAAGAUGCCUGCCGUUGUGACUGCUGACCUGCGCCUCAACACGCCCCGCUAUGCCACCCUGCCAAAUAUCAUGAAAGCUAAGAAGAAGAAGAUCGACUGCCUGAAAGCGGCCGACCUGGGUGUGGAUCUGACAUCCCGCCUGGAGAUCCUGAGCGUGGAAGAGCCGUCCCAGAGACAAGCUGGAGUCAAGGUGGAGACGGUGGAGGAUCUAGUCACCAAGCUGAGGAAUGCCAGCAGGAUAUAGGCCACUGACAGGUGCAGUCUGCAGUCAGGAGCUCCUAUGGUGGGAACCCAGGAGGAGAGUAAAGGACGUUAUGUCAGACCAUUUCCUGCUGUUCCGCUGGGCAGAAUCCAGGAGCCCCUGUAAUUCCUUCCGGGCCAGCGACGCCCCUAAGAGAGAUGACAGCUGUUGAUAUCUUUUAACGGUGCAGCUCAAGAGCACCUAUAUCAGAGGAGCUCCUAGCUCUACACAAGCGCCUAAUUCUACCUUGAUUGUACAUUUAUCAAUGAUGAAAUAAACAGUUUGUUGGGUUUUUAAAGGCA
Messenger RNA from Lepisosteus oculatus (spotted gar), 1144 nucleotides. RefSeq names its product electron transfer flavoprotein subunit beta (gene etfb). The record is from RefSeq and is a predicted model, not a curated record. Gene Ontology annotation, biological process: fatty acid beta-oxidation using acyl-CoA dehydrogenase; amino acid catabolic process. Gene Ontology annotation, molecular function: electron transfer activity. Lineage: Eukaryota; Metazoa; Chordata; Actinopteri; Semionotiformes; Lepisosteidae. Gene Ontology annotation, cellular component: mitochondrion.